Molecule: messenger RNA, 2121 nt
Organism: Haemorhous mexicanus (house finch)
Lineage: Eukaryota; Metazoa; Chordata; Aves; Passeriformes; Fringillidae
Product: probable 2-ketogluconate reductase
Exons: 7
Coding region: 205-1362 (385 amino acids)
Cellular component (GO): cytosol
Molecular function (GO): NAD binding; glyoxylate reductase (NADPH) activity; hydroxypyruvate reductase [NAD(P)H] activity
Source: RefSeq, a predicted model, not a curated record
CGGAGCCGGCGGUGCCCGGGCAGGGCAGGGUUAAGUGAGCGGGGCUGGGCAGGAGCGGAUGUGCCCAGUCCCGAGCAGGAGCCGUGAGCUCCCGGCUCUUCCAGCUGCCGCGGGAUCGAGCUGUGGAAGGCGCGUCGUCGGAAAGAAACCAGCCCUGGUGUUACAUUCAGCACACUGGACAAGACAUCUGAUAACUGAAUAAUUAUGUUCAGGAGCAGAACAUUGCGACUGUUGAUGUUUGGCCAGUCCAAAUUUAUUCAUCCAUUUAUUGGUUCUCGUGGACAUUGCUAUCACAGAAGUGUGAUUUACAAACAGAGGAAUAGGAUGCGCCGACUUAGUGCUGGAAGACAAACAAUAAGCACUGGGACCAAGGUCAUGGCAGAAGGAGAGUUGCCAGCUGUUUUGAUCCUGGAUAUAGGAGGAACUCAUGGCGUGCUAGAAGACCUUGCAGCAAUUUUGAAGAAACACUUUCACCUUAUCACCAUGAAGGAAUUUCUUGGAAACAAAGAAGAAAUGAGAAAAAAAAUCCAAUCUGUUUUUGUGUUUGAGUGCAGGCCAACUAUUGACCGUGAGCUUCUAGAAAGCCUGCCUAAUUUAAAGGUGAUUGCAAACUCUGGGGUUGGAGUGGAUCACUUAGACUUGAAAAUGAUCUCGAGCUUUGGUGUAAAAGUGACCAACACCCCGCACGCCGUGGCGGACCCAACAGCAGACAUAGGAAUGGCCUUGAUGCUGGCCUCUGCCAGAAGACUAGUGGAAGGCUGCCACAUUGCUGUGUCUCCAGACACAAAGUAUUUCGCUGUUGACUGGCUGGGAGUGGAAGUAACCAGAGCAACACUUGGGAUCAUUGGGAUGGGCAGCAUUGGAUACAAAGUGGCUCAGAGAGCCAGAGCCUUCAACAUGAGGAUCCUGUACCAUAACAGAAACCGCAGAAGAAAGGAGGAGGAAGAGGCUGUUGGUGCCCGCUACUGUGCAAAGAUAGAAGACUUGCUGCAGCAAUCUGACUUUGUUAUGUUGGUUGUGAACCUGACUCCUGAGACUCACAAACUGAUUGGGAAAAAGGAGUUGGGGCUGAUGAAACCCACAGCUACUCUUAUAAACAUCAGCCGAGGUGCAGUUAUUGAUCAAGAUGCAUUGGUAGAAGCUCUCCAGAAUAAGGUUAUUAGGGCUGCAGCUCUGGAUGUGACAUACCCUGAGCCUCUGCCAAGAGAUCAUCCUUUAUUAAACCUGAAUAACGUCAUCAUAACCCCGCACAUUGGAACCGCAACAGUCCAGGCCAUCCGUAUGAUGGCAGAAGAAGCAAUUGCAAACAUGCUGGCUGUUCUCAAUGACCAACCCAUUCCAAGUGAAGUGUUUCCCAAAUGAUGAGUGCCAGCUGAUGCCACUAAAUCUCCUGUGUACGGGAAGGCACUAUUUCUUACCACUGUUCCUGCACUGCUCAUCAUGAUGCUGCAGAACUGUCAGACUUGAUCUGUUACUUACAAUUUGUGAAAAAUACCAAUCACUUGUUUUAAAAUUUUAAAAGUUUAAUAGUAAUAAAACAGUUAUAAAAAUAGUAAUACAAAUUAGAGCAAUAAGAAUUUGGACAAACAGAGUUGGGACAAUAAAGGACAAUAAAAGCAAAGAAUUACAAACGUUCGGAUGCUUUCCUCUUGAAAGCAUGGCUCACUAACAAAGGAUUAACUCUUAAAAGCAACAGCCUGUUACAUAUUCAUAUAUCUCAUAAACAAUGCAUACAUUCCUUUCAAACUAGGGAUUUCUCUGGUCACUGGCAACUUUAAUCCUGUUGGUGCCUCAAAGACAAGAAGGAGGUGGAAAAAAUUUUGUCUUUUCCAAUAAGGAGACCUCUUGGAGAUUUAGGUUGUUGUUAUCUCUGUGCAAAGAAUUUCUUGAGCUGGUUAGAAAAAGUAUCUUUCAUCGCAUAGUUUUUAUUUUAAUACUAUGUUAUAGCCUAAAACUGUGUUUAACACACUACUGAAAAGAAUUAAUACAGUAUAACUUUCUCACAUAACACAUAUAAUAUUCAUUUUAAUAUUUGUGAAAAGCCAAUCAUAAAAUAUGCAUUUUUCACACAAUUAAAAAAUAAAGUGAAACUAAUAAAAGAGAUUUGUUUGAAGAUUUUAA